GGCGCAGGUGCGGCAGGCGGAGCUCCGUCACCAUGGCACGUCUGGCGCUCUGGCUGGUGGCGGUGGCCGCCGUGGUGCCGCUGGUGCUGGCCGGUGGUGCAGACUCGCGUAGUGUGUCGGCUCGCACCCUGAGCGGCUUUCCGCAGCACUUUUUGCACCCGUUCAUCAACUUCUGGGAGUUCCACUUGGAUCCGGAGGACUUCCCGAAACUGGAUGGGGUCUCCAGAAUGGUUGGAACGGCUACCAUGGGCCUACUCAUGUGUCUGGGCUGGCUGGGCUACCUGCCAGUAAAAUUCCAAUCAAAAACAGACACGGACCGGAUUCAGUAUGGAGAAGACAUUCAGAAGCUGCUGCGGAACUGGCUGCCCCACCCGCCGGGUGGCCCCCCUGGCCGGCCGCCGGGGGGAUCCUAUCUGGGUGUGCCGCCGAAUGGACGCUACCGCCAUCAGCAGGGGGUCCUCGCUCGUCGGAGGGGACCCCUCGUCCGCAGCUGGGCCGGACCCGCUCCCCAGUAUCGCGGCUACAUUCGAGGCGGCAUUCAGUCCCCGCGGCGUCCCUCCACUGCCUCUAACCAACCGGUGGUCGCCCAGCAGAGAGGUCCCGCUGGCCCUCCGCGGCGGGGAAGGCUGUCACCACUCGGCUGAUGGUCCGUGCGUCCGAUGGACCGAGUCGGGGUCCUCGGCAGCCGCUCACCUCUCCAUCUGCUGAGCGGAGGCCACUACACCACUGGGAUGACGGCGGGCACCCACUCCGGACACUGAGAGAGGACGAGAUACGGCGCGCGCAAAAUAAUAUCGCCCCAGCGCGAGGUGCUAACAGAUGAGCGUCAGUAGAGUGUGUAUGUGUGUGUUUUUCAUAAGGUAUUAAAAUGAUAAGUUGUUUUAAGAAACAGCUUACAUCAACAAAUGCAGCAUCGCUUAGUCCUGCUCAGGGCAUGACUGAUAUUGUUAAAUGGGCAUAAUUUAUUGUUAAUAAUUUGGAUAUUUAUUGCCUCGUGAUAAAUAACAUCGCGAAUAAUACCUUAAAUGCGUAGGUUGUUUUGCUAACCAAAUGAUACGCUUCAGAGUAGAAUACAAUAUAUCCCAUAAAAUACAGGUGCAAUGCAUAAAGUAUGAAGUAGGUACAGGUUCAAUGUAGAAAUACAAUGGCAGUGCCAUGAGCAUUUAGGAAUGAAGUGGCAUGCCAUCAAGACUGUCAGAAGUUGUUUAUGACAAGAAUAACAAGCUUAUUACAGGAGAAGCAAGCUCGUUUCCUUGCUUUUAUUUACUAAUGAAGUGUAACAACAACAACAAUUUACUUAUGAAGUGUUACACAACAAGUAACAAGUUCCUUGUUGUGGACAUGCUUACUGUAAAUAUAUAAAUAAUUGUG
Amphibalanus amphitrite is the source of this 1371-nucleotide messenger RNA. RefSeq lists its product as uncharacterized. The record is from RefSeq and is a predicted model, not a curated record. The transcript has 3 exons. Lineage: Eukaryota; Metazoa; Arthropoda; Thecostraca; Balanomorpha; Balanidae. Bases 33 to 644 code for a protein of 203 amino acids.